CUAUCGAGUUGAUUGCGCUCCAAUUUUUCAAGAAUCGGUAAUAAUAAAAUUUUCAAUUGAGAAAUCAAAUGGAAUUCAGCCAGCAUGUGGAUGGCGUGCUCGUCACACUCGUGGACAACACGAAGUUCUUCAGGGAAAUGGCCGAUGUCGUUUCCGAAUUCGCUGACGGCGCGGAGAUCCAAAAGCUGCUGGAGGAGGGCGUCAAGCGGCGCGUGGAGCAGGCCGAGAAUCUCGUGCGGCUGAAGAGCAAGCACCAGGCGCUCGGCCAGGAGAUGCAGAAGGUGCAGGGCGAGAGCGCCACUCUGGAGCAGUUCGAGGGGCUGUGGCGGGAGCGCAGCGAGGCGGUGGAGAAGAAGCGGAUCAAUGUGAAGAAUAUCACCGAUUUCAGGAACUUCAAGCGGUCGGUGGAGGAGGCAACCUUCCCGGGAUCGGCGCAGAAUGGCCGGGUCAGUGGGAAUGGUGCCCGGAAUGGCAACAACAACGACGACGACGACGACGUCAUCAUCGAGGGCAUCGAGGCGACCGGCGGCGAGAUCUUCUCGCUCUACGAUCCCUGGUCCAAGGCCCUCAUGCGCAACCCCGUGCGCAACAGCAUGUGCGGCCACAUCUACGACCGCGACUCGGUGAUGCUGAUCAUCAAGGACAACAUCGGCAUCCGGUGUCCGGUGCUCGGCUGCGCCAACAAGUCCUACAUCCAGCCGGCGCAUCUGGUCGAGGACGCCAACGUCCGGCGGCAGGUGCAGCAGCGGAUGGCCGAGGAGGCGGCGGUGGAUGAGGAGACCUCCGAGGAGGAUGAUGAUGAGUAG
Messenger RNA from Drosophila takahashii, 806 nucleotides. RefSeq names its product E3 SUMO-protein ligase NSE2-like. Gene Ontology annotation, biological process: double-strand break repair via homologous recombination; protein sumoylation. Lineage: Eukaryota; Metazoa; Arthropoda; Insecta; Diptera; Drosophilidae. Gene Ontology annotation, cellular component: nucleus; Smc5-Smc6 complex. Gene Ontology annotation, molecular function: SUMO ligase activity; zinc ion binding. The record is from RefSeq and is a predicted model, not a curated record.